AAUCUGAGUUCCCUUUCAACGACAUACAUACAUACAGAGAGAAAGAUAAAACAUUUUUUCCCCUUUCAAAUUUUGAAUUUCAAGAGACGUUUUAUUGACAACGAAGAAGAAAAAAAAAAAACUUUCCUCAGAAAAUUAAGAGAAAAAAAGACCUUUAAUUGUUUCUGAGUUCUGUUUGGUGUUAGCAAAAAAAUGGGUGAAUCUGCAGUUCUAGCUCAUUCGUAUUCCUUCGCAGCUCCUAUUACCCGUACCGAUUCUCAUGAGGAACAUACGAACCAUGCGCUUAGCCAAUCAAUCUCGUUUGGGAAGUUCAUGACAGAGAAUCUGGAGUGGGGAAAGUGGUCAACUUUUUCGCACAAGAAGUAUGUGGAAGAAGCGGAGAAGUACUCUCGUCCUGGUUCCGUCGCACAGAAGAAAGCUUUCUUCGAAGCUCAUUACAAGAGAAUAGCCGAAGCCAAGAAAGCUGCGACGGAAGAGCGACCUGCCGUGACGCCUGCUGAAGUCUUGCUCCAGGCUUUGGAGACGCAGCCUCCGUUGAGCUUGUUGCCAGAGGAAGAAUCAAUGGGAAGUAAAAGUAUUCACAACGAUGACCUUGUUCUUGAUUCUGGAGAGGAUUCAUUGGAAGAAGAGAAGGAGAGUGGUUUGAUUGGUGAGUGUGAUGAUGACAAGGAGGAAGAUGAAGAGUUGUUGAAAGAGGAGAAAACUAGGAGAUCGUUAACCAAGAACAGACCGGUGUUUAGAUUGUCUUUGGAGAAAACAAUACCUCCUCCUCCUCCUCCUCCUAAACCUAUAGAAACAAGGACGGAGGUUGCUUCACCAGAGAAAACAAGUAAUUGCAGCGAAAGACCGAUAACUCAGAGUUCAGGGAAGACUGAAGAGAAACCGGUUCACCGUAAGAAAUUCAGUUUCUUGAAUUGUUUCAAGGGUAAUUCUAAAACUCGAGAUCAGAAUCAGAGCAGGAACCAGGGAAAGAGGGAGACAAAGAAACAGAACUGUCUCUGUUUCAAGCCAAAGACUGUAAGAGAAUCUUAAAGAGAGCCUAAAGAAUCUCAAAGAAAAAUAACGUUGAAACUCUUUGGCACGCUCCACACAGGUCUGUCUGCACGCCCAUGGGCAAAUGGAAGAAUAAAGAGAUCGAUUUUAGGGUUUUCAAAAAAAGCUCAGAUCGUUCGAUCAAAGCUACUUAGUAGUUUUACAAACAAUUUCGUUACGUACAUGUCAACGAGUAUGCUCUUUUUGUCACCAGUUUAAAAAGAGUCCUCUAGUACCCAUAGAUAGAAGAAAAAAAACUGGAAGUAGCUUCCUUUUGUUUCAUAUCUACUUAUGUAAUGACGAACAACUCCAGUUUCUUGAUUUGUUCUGGAUCUUGUUCUUUGAACUUAGCUCUUGUUUGAUAGAUAAUAAAGGUAUCAACUUUACGUAAA
Raphanus sativus (radish) is the source of this 1424-nucleotide messenger RNA. RefSeq lists its product as uncharacterized. Lineage: Eukaryota; Viridiplantae; Streptophyta; Magnoliopsida; Brassicales; Brassicaceae. The record is from RefSeq and is a predicted model, not a curated record. The transcript is spliced from 5 exons. The coding region runs from base 193 to 1032 and encodes 279 amino acids.